GCCCACGGCUUCGCCGCCCGCUGCCGCCGCCGCAGCCACAGCCGCCGCCGCCGCCUCCCGCGGCCUGGGCCUCCCGCCGCCAGCAUGCCGCACGCCUUCAAGCCCGGGGACUUGGUGUUCGCCAAGAUGAAGGGCUACCCGCACUGGCCGGCCCGGAUCGACGACAUCGCGGAUGGGGCCGUGAAGCCCCCACCCAACAAAUACCCCAUCUUCUUCUUUGGUACACAUGAAACAGCCUUCCUGGGACCCAAGGACCUGUUUCCUUACGACAAGUGUAAAGACAAGUACGGGAAGCCCAACAAGAGGAAAGGCUUCAAUGAGGGACUCUGGGAAAUCCAGAACAACCCGCACGCCAGCUACACCGCGCCUCCGCCGGUGAGCUCCUCGGACAGUGAGGCCCCCGAAGCCGACCCAGCAGGCGGCAGUGAUGCCGACGACGAGGACAGGGGAGUCUUGGCCGUGACAGCCGUGACCACCGCAGCCGCCAGUGACAGGAUGGAGAGUGACUCGGACUCGGACAAGAGCAGUGACAACAGCAGCCUGAAGCGGAAGGCCUCGGCGCUGAAGCCCCCCUUCCAGAUGUCAGUCUCCAAACGAGCUCGGAAGACCUCCAGUGACCUGGAUCAAGCCAGCCUGUCCCCUUCGGACGAAGAGAACUCGGAAAGCUCAUCCGAGUCCGAGAAGACCAGCGACCAGGACUUCACCCCCGAGAAGAAGGCGGUGAUCCGGGCCCCCCGGCGGGGCCCUCCUGGAGGGAGGAAGAAAAAGAAGGCGGCGUCAGCCUCCGACUCCGACUCCAAAGCAGAGUCAGACGGGGCCAAGAACGAGCCCGUGGCCGUGGCCAGGUCCGAGCUGUCACCUUCCCCGUCCUCCUCCUCCGACUCGGACGUCUCCGUGAAGAAGCCCCCCCGGGGCCGGAAGCCAGCCGAGAAACCACCUCCCAAACCCCGUGGCCGGAAGCCCAAGCCCGAGCGGCCCCCGUCCAGCUCGAGCAGCGACAGCGACAGCGACGAGGUGGACCGCAUCGGCGAGUGGAAGCGCCGGGACGAGGAGCGGCGGCGCGAGCUGGAGGAGAAGCGGCGGCGGGAGCAGGAGGCGGCGCUGCGGCGGCUGCGGGAGCAGGAGAGGGAGGAGAAGGAGCGGCGGCGGGAGCGGGCCGGGCGUGAGGAGGCGCCCCCCGGCAGCGCCAGCAGCGGCGACGAGCUCCGGGAUGACGGCGAGCCCGUCAGGACGCGCGGCCGCAAGGGCCGCAGCCGGGGGCCCCAGUCCUCCUCCGACUCGGAGCCGGAGGCUGAGCUGGACAAGGAGGUGAGGAAGUCUGCUAGGAAGCUGCAGCCACACAGUGGCGAGCCCCCGAGGCGGUCCAGCCAGAGGGAGAAGAGGGGGCGUCCCGAGGAGAAGCCCCGAGCCAGGUCCAUGAAGGUGGAGCGAACCCGCAAGAGGUCUGAAGCGUUGGUGCCAGAUAGGAAGGCCGAGAAGAAAAAAGAGCCCUCCGUGGAGGAGAAGCUCCAGAAGCUGCACAGCGAGAUCAAAUUCGCCCUGAAAGUCGACAACCCGGACGUGAAGAGGUGCCUGAGUGCCCUGGAGUCGCUCGGGAUGCUGCACGUGACGUCCCAGAUCCUCCAGAGGAACACCGACGUGGUGGCCACACUGAAGAAGAUCCGCCGCUACAAGGCCAACAAGGAGGUGAUGGAGAAGGCGGCCGAGGUCUACACCCGGCUCAAGUCGCGGGUCCUGGGCCCCAAGGUUGAGGCCGUCCAGAAAGCCAACAAGACUGGGACGGAGAAGGAGAAGAGUGACGCGGAGAAGGGCGAGGAGAAGCCGGCUGCAGGGGAGGCCCCCAAGGAGGAGAAGGAGGAGGAGCCGAGUGCAGAUGGCUCAGCACCUGUGAACGGCGAGGCCACGUCCCGGAAGGGCGAGAGCCUGGACGACAAGGAGCCAGACGAGGGGCUGCCGUGCGACUCCCCCGUAGACCUCCCCAACGACAGCCCACGGGGGCGCCCCGAGCCGGACAGGCCUGGGAGUGACCUGCUGGAGCACGAGCGGGCCCGCCUGGACUCGGAGUCACCGGACGAGGAGAGCUGAGCCCGCCGGUGCCCCCCGUGCGCCCACGGCCUGCCUCCCCCCCAGACCUCCAGGAGAGCAGAGAACUUUGGGGGAGACGCUGUGCUGCUCCUUUGUAUUAGUCCCUUUGGGUUUUUUCUGCCUAAUUUCUGUGAUUUCUGACCGACAUGAAAUGAAUAUAAAGGGUUUUUUAAUGAA
Molecule: messenger RNA, 2262 nt
Organism: Choloepus didactylus (southern two-toed sloth)
Lineage: Eukaryota; Metazoa; Chordata; Mammalia; Pilosa; Megalonychidae
Gene: HDGFL2
Product: HDGF like 2
Exons: 16
Coding region: 85-2085 (666 amino acids)
Biological process (GO): regulation of transcription by RNA polymerase II
Cellular component (GO): nucleus
Molecular function (GO): transcription coregulator activity; double-stranded DNA binding
Source: RefSeq, a predicted model, not a curated record